AUGCUUUCACAGCAAGUGCGUGUCUUGCGCAAUAACGUCCGCACGGCGCAAAAGUCCGGACGACGGACACCUUGUGCCACCUUCUCGGUCUCCUCUCGAUGCAACAACUACGAUGACACCAUUCAAAAUCUCAAAAUCGGUUCGCACACACGCGUGAUAUUCCAGGGAUUUACCGGAAAACAAGCCACUGCGAAUGCAAGAGAGUCGAUAGAAUGGGGGACCAAUGUGGUUGGCGGUGUGAAACCCAACGGCUCAGGAGAGCAUCUUGGGCUGCCUGUAUUGCCGUCUGUGAGGGCCGCGAUGGAACAAUUGAAGCCAGAUGCCACGGGAAUCUAUGUGGCAGCUCAUCAGGCGACAGCUGCAAUUGAAGAGGCCAUUGAAGCCGAGGUGCCGCUUAUCGUCGCAGUUGCCGAACACAUUCCGUUGCAUGAUAUGAUGAGGAUACAUUCGAUGCUGCAGUCGCAGUCCAAGUCGCGGCUCGUUGGUGCCAAUGCCCCUGGUAUCAUCUCUGCUAUUGGGAAGUGCAGGAUCGGGUUCCAACCACUCCCAACGUUCUCUCCUGGGCACAUCGGCAUUGUAGCAAAAUCUGGCACGCUCUCAUACGAGACCGUAGGAUCUCUAACGCGAGCUGGUGUUGGUCAGAGUCUAUGCAUCGCAGUAGGAGGUGACGUGAUCGCUGGGACCAACUUUGUCGAUGCCUUGAAAGUUUUUGAGCAUGACGAAGAUACCAAAGCUAUCAUCAUCGUCGGCGAACUAGGCGGUACAACAGAAGAGGAGGCGGCGGACUGGAUCAAUGACUACAAGAGGCGUGUUAAGAAUCCGAAACCUAUCGCCGCUGUGAUUGGGGGAUUCGAAGCGCCGCACGGAAAGGUAAUGGGUCAUGCAGGCGCGUGGGUUGGUCUGGGAGAAGGCACUGCGGCUUCAAAGUACAAGGCGCUUGAAAAUGCCGGUGUGACUAUGGUGGAUCAUCCUGCUAAAUUUGGCGGUGUGAUGAAGGAUAUUCUUGCAAAGGCCGGUGGCAAUGUGAAGAAAACUGAACAAUCCGCCACUCAACAACGCCGCUCAUAUCAUACUUCAAACUUCACACGGAGACCUGCCUUUUCCGCUAGACCGUCAAUCGUGCCUCAACAAAGACGUACUCUCCAUCUCACCCGAGACCAAUCUACAAACCUCCUCAAAGAGUACAAGAUCAACUUAACUGUACCACCUGAGGGUUCACCGUCAACACAUUACCUAGGAAUAUCCCCCAAUCGCUCAGCCCGCAGUCCUUCAAUCAUCGCAUCACCCACCGCAAAUGCUUCCACACUCAACCAACGCGUCCGUCGCUUUCCCUUUGAUUACCGUGCAGGCCCCAGUUCAGAGACCAUACAAGCCGCAAUCACACACAUGCAACUCGACGCUGCACCACCUAAAGCUAAAGCUCAAACAGUCGAAUUGAUUAAGAAUCUCUGGAAGCUAUACAAAGAGAAGGAAGCCAUAGACACGCAUGUCAAGCUCGCUCUGUCUGUAGAGAGCGACGAGAUGCUUGUUUACGAACCAUACCUGUUCUUCGACGACGCAGCGUUCAAGUCAGGAAAACGACAAGCUGAUCUUCACACUCUACGCGGCCAAGCCUCUAUUUCCGCUACAGAUCGAGAAGCAGAAGAAGCGGGUAUUGUUUAUAUACCUUUAGGUUCUCCUGAAUUUCCUGCUGGCACUACUCAGGCGGAGACUCAAACGCCACCGUCCUCUACUACUGAAGAAGGACCGCGAAAUCUGAUAGGUACUCUGGUCAACGGUGCUGGACUCGCGUUGAACACGGUUGACACGCUUUCUCUGCGUCUGUCUCAACCGCCUUACUCGACUUCUGCUGCCAACUUCCUCGACACGGGUGGCAAGGCGACGUCCGCCACUAUCAAGACCUCGUUUAAGCUCAUCUUAUCUGAUCCCCGCGUUUCCGUUGUCUUUGUAAACAUCUUUGGAGGACUGACGUUGUGCGAUAUGAUCGCCGAGGGAAUCAUAAUGGCUUUCAAGGAGAUUGGAGUAGACAAACCAGUCGUCGUUAGAUUGAGGGGAACAAAUGAAGAGAAAGGACAAAAGGUGCUGGAAGAAGCUAAACUGCCCAUUCAUGCAUUUGACGACUUUGAAGAGGCAGUCAGCAAGGUUGGAGAACUAGCUAAUGCUAGAGGAUUGUAA
Molecule: messenger RNA, 2175 nt
Organism: Alternaria burnsii
Lineage: Eukaryota; Fungi; Ascomycota; Dothideomycetes; Pleosporales; Pleosporaceae
Product: succinyl-ligase subunit alpha
Exons: 2
Coding region: 1-2175 (724 amino acids)
Biological process (GO): tricarboxylic acid cycle
Cellular component (GO): succinate-CoA ligase complex (ADP-forming); mitochondrion
Molecular function (GO): succinate-CoA ligase (ADP-forming) activity; succinate-CoA ligase (GDP-forming) activity
Source: RefSeq, a predicted model, not a curated record